Molecule: messenger RNA, 1693 nt
Organism: Bursaphelenchus okinawaensis
Lineage: Eukaryota; Metazoa; Nematoda; Chromadorea; Rhabditida; Aphelenchoididae
Source: the annotation of a GenBank genome assembly
AUGAAGCUAUUGUUUGUUCUACUGUUUAAUACAGUGCUGGUUAGAUGGUAUGUUGAUAAAUUUGAUUAUAAUAUAAUUUCAAUAAUAUGUAUAGCACAAGCCAGUAAAAUAGAAGAUACUAAAAAAUAAAAACUUUAUUAAAAUGUACUGCUCUUAAUGCCAAUCACAAUAUAAGUUAGAGAAAUGGCACCAAGUUCACCUUUGUCUUACUUAUUACUAUAGCAAUGUGAUACCAGAUUACUGUAAUCAGAUGAUCUAUUUAGCAAUGUAAUUCGCCAAUUCCUUGAAAGCAAAGAUGAUGAUAGUGAAUUGUAUGCUGUUUUGACUGGUGGAUCAACAGGAAUUCGCAAUUUGUUCAGUGAAACAAGCGUUUGCCUAAUGUAUCAUAUAUUGCGAAAGCACGGAGUGAAGGAUGAAAAUAUUAUCACAUUUGCCGGUGAUGAUAAUGUGAAUUCUACAUAGUAAGAAAUUGUUGUUUAUCUCUUUCAUUUGACUAUAGUUAGGUAACUUUAAAAUUACAGUUCUCCGUGGCCAGGCGAGUUACGUCCACAACCAGGUGACCCAGACGUCCGCCAAGGCUGUAGAAUUGACUAUAGUUAUAAGGGUUUGAACUUUGAUCUUUUUGCUGAAGCCUUGAUAGGUAACGACACAGGUGGCAUCUUCGAACAUUACCCAGUUCUAAAGUCAACUUCAAAGGACCGUGUUCUACUGUAUCACAGUAGUCACGGUGAUUCUCAUGAGUUUGAAUUUGGACGUGAAUGGGUACAAGCUGAUCGUUUACAAAAAGCUUUGACAGCUAUGCAUGAAAAAGGAAUGUACAAACAGUUGUUAUACGCCUUUGAAACCUGUUACUCUGGAUCAAUGUUUGUUGAUUGGUUGACUCCAGAAUACAAUAUUCUUGCUUACACAGCCUCAAACCCGAACGAAUACGCGUAUGGUACUAGUUAUAAAGGCUGGCUACUUUCUGGCGAAUUUUCGUGCCACUUGGAAAACUUUAUUGAAAAAGAAAAAGACCUGGGUUUGUCUUUAAGCGACCAAUUUGAAUACAUAAAAAGUGGCGUAAACAAAAGCGAAGUAUGCAAGUAUGGUAACUUUGAGUUGAUGAGCAAUAAAACAAACAAAUUUUUUGGAAGUUCUGGCAAAGAUUAUGGCAUUAUAGAGCCAUCGACCUGUAAAAUUAAAACAAAAGUUUCACUACAAGAAGCGGAUUUUUAUCGUCUUCAAUACGAAAUUGAGGAAGCUGAAAAAGAUGGAGAUACUGCUCAAGUGAGACGGCUUAACGAAGAGUUACAAAAACUACAUAGUUUGCGUGAACAUAUUAAUGAGAAGAUUGAUAAGUUUGUAAACAAGAUGGUCACCAACAGAAACUUCAGAGCCAACAGGAACGCUAAAGUAGACUUGGAAUGUUAUGGUGAGGUAAGCAGAACGUUCCGCAAGCAUUGCCACUAUGAUAACCAUGUAAGUUCAAGCUCAAAAAAGAAAACGUUUUGUGAAAAAAUAUUUUUAAAUUUACAAACAGAAAACAUUAAACACACUUAACAAGGCAGAUACAUUACAAAACCUUCUGGUUGUUGACAUUUCUUUUCAGAAACGUAUUGGAAAAAUCAAUUAUGAUCAGCUACACAACUUAUGCCAUUCCAAUGUUCCUACUCAAGUAUUGGCUCAUGAACUGGCUUUACAUUGCCUAAGCUAA